Ostrea edulis (European flat oyster) is the source of this 648-nucleotide messenger RNA. RefSeq names its product ficolin-2-like. The record is from RefSeq and is a predicted model, not a curated record. The transcript has 4 exons. The coding region runs from base 22 to 648 and encodes 208 amino acids. NCBI's taxonomy places the organism in Eukaryota, Metazoa, Mollusca, Bivalvia, Ostreida, Ostreidae.
GAUUGCGGAUCAAUUCAAGAUAUGUUUCACGCGUUACCAAGCGGAAAGUACAGCGUACGCCUGAGGGGUUUGGGUCACGUGACUGUGUUCUGCAACAUGGAAACGGAUGGAGGAGGAUGGACGGUUUUUCAGCGUCGAAUGGAUGGUUCUGUAGAUUUUUAUCGGAAUUGGACAGACUAUCGAAGUGGGUUCGGCGACUUAUUAUCCGAGUUUUGGUUAGGUAAUGAAAACCUCCACUACUUACUGAAUCAAGGGGCGUAUGGAAUGAGAAUGGAUAUGGUUGAUUUCGUUGGAACCACAGGCUUCGUUAAAUACUCCAGUGUUGCAGUCGCCAAUGAAUCUUCAAAUUACAGGAUAGAACUUUCUGGAUAUUCAGGAAAUGUCGCUGAUUGUUUCACUGAUGCUAAUGAAGGAAGAAUUCACAACAUGCAGUUUACGACAUAUGACGUGGAUAACGAUGCCAAAAUUGGUAACUGUGCUGUCAUGUUCAAGGGUGGUUGGUGGUACAACGCUUGUCACUGUACAAACCCAAACGGACUUUACCUGCCGGAAAAUACCGACACACCGUCAAAGGGCAUUUAUCACGCAUUUUGGUCGAAUACCAACAAGGUCUUAAAAUUGAUCAGACUCAUGGUGAAAAGGGUGUAA